AUGAAUUCAGAAGAUACGUAUCGCUCUGUGCAGGAACGAUAUGCUAGUGUUGCGAAUCAGGCCAACUCUGAUGACCAGAAGAGCUACGAACGGAAGGUGGCAACGGCAUUUGGAUAUGAUCUCGAGGAUUUACGCUCUCUUCCCGACAAUGCCAAUCUUGGUGUUAGUUGUGGAAACCCAUUAGCAACGGCUAACAUCAGCCUGGGCGAGACGGUAGUUGAUUUAGGCAGUGGCGGAGGUAUCGAUGUUUUACUAGCCGCGAAGAAAGUUGGCACAGAAGGAAAGGCCAUUGGAAUUGAUAUGACGAAGGACAUGCUGGAAUUGGCUCGUCGGAACGCAAAAAAUGCCGGAACAACGAAUGCUUCCUUUAUCGAGGCGUUCAUCACAUCUAUCCCGUUACCAUCAUCUACAGUUGACUGCAUCAUCAGUAACUGUGUGGUGAACCUAGUACCGGAGCCCGAGAAGCCUCUCGUCUUUCACGAGAUAUUUCGUCUGCUGAAGCCUGGCGGUAGGGUUGCAAUUAGCGACAUCCUGGCAAAACAAGAGCUGCCGCUGGAGAUUCGACAAGAUCUCUCUCUUUAUGUUGGCUGCAUCGCUGGGGCUAGCCAGGUUGGUGAUUAUGAAAAAUAUCUGAAGGAAGCGGGAUUUCAAGACGUGUUGAUUCUCAAUACCAACAGCGACCUGAAUCUGUACAAGGAAAUGGGGCAGAAAGAAGAUGCGGAAGACGCACCAUCGAAGAGCUCAUGUUGCGGCAAUGCAGCGACUAAUGAAUCGAAAGUGACAAAUAUGUUGGCGGAUGUUGAUUUUAACCUUUGGACUGGUGAGCUGUGA
Penicillium cataractarum is the source of this 831-nucleotide messenger RNA. RefSeq lists its product as uncharacterized. The transcript is spliced from 4 exons. Gene Ontology annotation, molecular function: methyltransferase activity. The coding region runs from base 1 to 831 and encodes 276 amino acids. The record is from RefSeq and is a predicted model, not a curated record. Lineage: Eukaryota; Fungi; Ascomycota; Eurotiomycetes; Eurotiales; Aspergillaceae.